GAGCCAGCAGCGCUUGGCCAAGCCCUUUCCUUGCGCCCGUGGGUGCCGCUGUCCCCCCUGCGGCAGGUGGGUGGGUGCACGGACGGGCGGGCAGGGGGAAGAUCCCUGCAGAGGUACCUGUGCCGCUGGGGCCACCGCACUCCCAGCUCCAGGAGAGGCACAGUGUAAGGAUGGCACCGAGCUGGCUCUGCAACAAGGUACCAGGGGGGUCUGGGGGGCUCUCCGUGGGGGCUCAUGGCUCUUUGCAGUGAAGCAGGGUCCGAGCUGGUGCCGGAUCCGUCCCCGGCUGGCUGGGCUCUGCGUGGUGCCGGUGGACGAGCGGCAGAUGAGCUCUUGCUGGGGUCCCCACGUGCUGCCCGGGGGACCCCUGUCCUGGUACUUUGUCUCUGAGGGUGAGGGCUGCUGGCAGCAAACCCAGGUGGGCUCCUUGCAGCAGGGACCACCCCACCACCUCCCCCCUAUGCCAUGAGCCAGUGCAAACUCCUUGGGUCCCUGCCCCGUGCCAGCGGGUCCCGGGGGGCUGCAGGUCCUUGGAGGCUGCACACCCUUGCUGGUCAUCCCCAGGUUUUGGGGCUGUGCUUGGUCUCCCAAAGGAGAAUGACCCCAUCCCAGCACCAGCAUUUUGUUGCUCUCCUUGGUUCUGCCACACGUUUCCUGGCGCGGCCGGAGGUGUCAGACCCUGUGCUGCACCCAAGGGUGCCCUGCCCAGCCCGGGCGCUCCCUGCAUGGCAGCAAACACCUCGCUGGCUGCCGGUGGCACAGUGUGACCGUGCAGCACGGUGGGGGGCAUCUCCCCGUUCCCCUCUGCAUACCUGGAGCUCUGUGGUCCAGCUCCACAGGGAAAGAUGCUGUGCCCUGGCAUGGGGCAUCUCUCUGUUGUGGAUGCCCGCAGGUUUGCGGCGUCGAGUGGUGCCAAACCCACUCCCCAUCUCUUGCAGAGCAUGUCCCUGUGGUGCCACAGGCUGGAGCUGUGGGGUCUGGUCACCGUGGGGCUCCUGGGCCUCUGCUACCUGCUCUGCUACAAUGACCAGCUGUGGUCCAGCAUGGCCCCUCAGCACAGCACCCCCCUAGCCCCCAGGUGACCCCCAGCCUCCCCCCGCUCCGGGUUCUGCCCUCUCCUGCCCCAUGCAUGGCCAACACCUCAGUGCACAACAUCUCCGGCUUCGCCAAGCUGCCCGGCCAUGUGCAGGACUUCAUGCGGUACCAGCACUGCCGGUCCUUCCCAGUACUGCUCAGCAUCCCCGGCAAGUGCGGGGGGGCCCAGGAGUCCUCCAGCAUCUUCCUCCUCUUGGCCAUUAAGUCCUCACCGGUGAACUACGAGCGGCGGGAGGUGAUCCGUAAGACCUGGGGGCAGGAGAGGACCUUUGAAGGAGCCUUCAUCCGCCGAGUCUUCCUGGUGGGGGUAGCCCCGCGUGCCCGGGAUGCCAAGAAGCUCAACCAGCUGCUGCGGCUGGAGCAGCGGGAGCACGGGGACGUGCUGCAGUGGGACUUCAGGGACACCUUCUUCAACCUGACGCUGAAGCAGGUGCUUUUCCACACCUGGCUGGUGGAGCACUGCCCCGGUGUCCGCUUCAUCUUCAAUGGGGAUGAUGACGUCUUCGUCAACACUGACAACGUUGUUCGCUUUGCAAUGGCCACCCAGGGUGCCCAGGAGCAACACCUCAUGGUGGGGCAGCUCUUUGUUAACAACAGCCCCGUCCGGCUCCAGCGCAGCAAGUACUUUGUGCCCAUGCAGCUCCUGGCUUCCAGGCGGUACCCACCCUACUGUGGCGGCAGCGGGAUGCUCAUGUCCGGCUUCACUGCCCGCGUCAUCUCCCGGGAAUCACAGGACAUCAGGCUCUUCCCCAUCGAUGACGUCUACCUGGGCAUGUGUUUGGAGAAGGCAGGGCUGCUGCCUGCUUCCCACGCUGGCAUCCGGACCAUGGGUGUGGGGGUGCAAGCCAACGAAGACUCCUUCGAUCCCUGCUACUACCGGGAGCUGAUGCUGGUGCACCGCUUCGUGCCCUAUGAGGUGGCGGUGAUGUGGCAGGCCAUCCACGAGCCCCAGCUGCUCUGUGGCAGGAGGGUAGGCAUCUUCUAGGGGGGCCGAGGAGGACCGACAGCUUGGGGGAAAAUGCCGGUGCAACCCAAGGGCCACGUGGGCUGUGGUUUUUCCCACAUCCCUGGGAGCUGCUGCUCGGUGCCUCCAUACUGUGAGGGAGGGUCCUUACGGUCCCUGGGGCCACCCCUCACAUCCACCAUGGUCUCACUGGGCAUGCAGAACAGCAUCUGUGGUAGCUCCCACCAUGGGGACUGCUGAGUGCCACCAUGUGCCCAUCCUGGCCCAUUUCUGCCUGGUUUUACCCCAAAUCUGCCCUCCCACGGCCAGUGGAGCCCUGAGGCAUUGGAGGGAAAAUAAAUGAACCCAUGUUGUUAAUGAGGA
Messenger RNA from Falco peregrinus (peregrine falcon), 2422 nucleotides. RefSeq names its product UDP-GlcNAc:betaGal beta-1,3-N-acetylglucosaminyltransferase 3 (gene B3GNT3). Gene Ontology annotation, molecular function: hexosyltransferase activity. The record is from RefSeq and is a predicted model, not a curated record. NCBI's taxonomy places the organism in Eukaryota, Metazoa, Chordata, Aves, Falconiformes, Falconidae. Gene Ontology annotation, cellular component: membrane.